Messenger RNA from Gryllus bimaculatus (two-spotted cricket), 1867 nucleotides. NCBI's taxonomy places the organism in Eukaryota, Metazoa, Arthropoda, Insecta, Orthoptera, Gryllidae. The record is from the annotation of a GenBank genome assembly.
AGGUCUGGCCGGGAGAUUCCUGGGGAGAUCGGUCGAUUUCUGUUAGAGGGGAUGAUAAAGCGGGUUGAGCAGGGAAUAUGGGAAUCUUUAAGCGAAUAAUUACCCCUGAUAAUUCUCCAAAAUGUGGUUAGUUACCACAUGCAAAAUAAUAUUUGACUGACAUUUAUUCUGAGUGCCAUAAAUGAAUUAAGAGGUGGGCGUGAUUCCAGUGACCCUAUAAUUUGACAGUUGUAAAGAGGGGAGAAAUUGGAACCAAAUUCAAGUUUAAAUAUAGAUGUUGUUGGUACGUGCAUCACGUAGAUUGUAAAGAAACACCUUCCUCAUUCCCACGUCACGCAUGCUAAUUCACUAGUGUUGGUGCUGUGAUAAAAAAUGUGUUUAAAUAUUUUUAUGUCUGCUAGCUUAUUUUGUAUGGAAUAUGUAAGCAGAAAUAUAUCAUGUUAUAGAAACUUGCACUAGUAUUUAUUGUUCACACUUAAGCAAAAUGAUUUCCAACGUGACAAGUCUGGAAUUCAGCCCUACAGCAGCAUCAUGGAACCACACAAUAGAUCUCAACAAUAUGAGAAUGGAUAGCAACUUCUUCUGGCAUCUUUGUUCUCUUGUGUCAGCUAUGGCAUGGGUUAUUUACAUCACGUAUUACAACUCACGAGUAAUGGGUUAUUUUGUUACAAGACUUCUUAAUCGUUUUGUCACUGAUGGAUAUUUACGUGUUGGUUCACUAACAUGUAAUGUAUUGUCAGGGAAGAUAAUGUUUCGUGACAUUGUUUAUAUCACUAAUGAUUAUAGUGUGCGAGUACAAGAUGGUUGGCUGAUUUUUCGGUGGUGGAGAUCCUAUGUUCCUAAAGAUGUUACUGAAGAUUUGUCCCAUUCAGACACAAGAUUAUCCUUGCUUCUUAAUGGUUUUGAAUUACAUAUUUAUAAUCGAUGUGCUGUGUAUGGUGAACUUGAACGUUUAUUUGGUUUAGACCCCCAACUUUUUCCAAAGGAUGAAGAUGAUAAUAGUUCAGAUCAAAGAAGAGAUUGCAAUAAUAGGGGAAGUGGAGAUCGAGAAAGUCUUUCAGCUACACGGCGAGAGCCAGGCAGAACCAUGCCACGACAAGCAGCUGCCCUUGGUCACAGUUGGAGAGAUCUAAUUCCAGUCAUAAAAAUUGAUGUUUGCACGGGCCGUGUUGUCUUUGGAAACCGACUGGUGCCUACAACAUUAUCUAUAAAUGUAGAGGAAGCCCAUUUUGUUUACUCAACUAAACCAUCAGCUUCUCGUCUUGAUCCAUUCAUGCAUUUUGUUAAAUGUAGAGCAGAAAAUUUUAAGGUCAUUCUUGCUCCUAGCUUGCAAUACACAGGAAUGUUGGAUGACCCUCCACGGUAUAUGGGGGAGGGCUUUGUUGUGCUGUCCUCAAAUAAUGUUGAACUUUAUUAUUAUAUGGAUGAGCCAGGUUUGGUGCCAGAAGAACCUGAGAUGUUACAGCUAGCUAAUGGAGAUAUAGUGGAAUCUGCUCCACCCAUUUGGGGAAUUGAUAUCAAGUGUGGAAAAGGCACAGACUUCAGCUAUGGACCCUGGGCAGAUAGACAACGGGAACACCUCUUCAAAUUCUUUUUUCCUAACAAUUACCAACCUUUGCAGGUCACUAAACCCCUUCAGCCUGGAGAAAAACGUCAAGCACAAUCAUUUGACAUCCGUUUGAGUACUCUCAAUGAAGCUACUAUUGAUAUUUUAUUCUCCAAAAAUAAGGAAACAAAUGCAGUGCAUAUUAAUAUCGGCCCUGGUUCUUAUCUGGAAGUUACAAUGCCUUGGGUUGUCACAUCUACUGGAUACACAACAAAAAUUACUGGACAGCUCCUUCACCUGGAAGCUACAACCAGCCUUCAG